CAACAAGAGCUGUUGAAAUUCGACACAGAAAUUCUAUCCGAAAGAGUUGGGGGAAUGAAUCUGUGGUUCCAGGUGUUGAUGUUGUUCGGUUGUUUAUGCUUGGCAUUGAGACCAAGGAUGCAAAUGAGGACCUACUGAUGAGAGAAAGUGAACAAUAUCACGAUAUUAUUCAACAGGACUUCCUGGACACUUAUAAUAACUUAACCCUUAAAACUAUGAUGGGCAUGAA
Messenger RNA from Acanthisitta chloris (rifleman), 229 nucleotides. RefSeq names its product beta-1,3-galactosyltransferase 2-like. The annotation marks the transcript as partial. Gene Ontology annotation, cellular component: membrane. Gene Ontology annotation, molecular function: N-acetyl-beta-D-glucosaminide beta-(1,3)-galactosyltransferase activity. NCBI's taxonomy places the organism in Eukaryota, Metazoa, Chordata, Aves, Passeriformes, Acanthisittidae. The record is from RefSeq and is a predicted model, not a curated record. The transcript has a single exon.